Nothobranchius furzeri (turquoise killifish) is the source of this 645-nucleotide messenger RNA. The record is from RefSeq and is a predicted model, not a curated record. NCBI's taxonomy places the organism in Eukaryota, Metazoa, Chordata, Actinopteri, Cyprinodontiformes, Nothobranchiidae.
AUGGAGGGACAAAUGUUUCUCAUCUGGCUUGAAAACACCAAGAUCCCCUCAAAGGAGCCGGCCCAAGCGGGAAGUCUGGGUCUCAGCUCAGGCUGCUGCACCAGUGACCUGCCCCCGGAUAACCGGAGCACCAGUGACCUGCCCCCGGAUAACCGGAGCACCAGUGACCUGACCCCGGAUAACCGGAGCACCAGUGACCUGACCCCGGAUAACCGGAGCACCAGUGACCUGCCCCCGGAUAACCGGAGCACCAGUGACCUGCCCCCGGAUAACCGGAGCACCAGUGACCUGACCCCGGAUAACCGGAGCACCAGUGACCUGACCCCGGAUAACCGGAGCACCAGUGACCUGACCCCGGAUAACCGGAGCACCAGUGACCUGACCCCGGAUAACCGGAGCACCAGUGACCUGACCCCGGAUAACCGGAGCACCAGUGACCUGACCCCGGAUAACCGGAGCACCAGUGACCUGACCCCGGAUAACCGGAGCACCAGUGACCUGACCCCGGAUAACCGGAGCACCAGUGACCUGACCCCGGAUAACCGGACGGAUGGAUGGAAUCAAGAAAAGGAAGCAAAAUUAGCGAUGGAUCAAGUUUCAAAGGGAACUUUAUUUACACCGCAGAGAUAUAAGAAAUCCUACUGA